Messenger RNA from Tachyglossus aculeatus (Australian echidna), 1749 nucleotides. It is a transcript of the gene TFPI, whose product is annotated as tissue factor pathway inhibitor. The record is from RefSeq and is a predicted model, not a curated record. The transcript has 8 exons. NCBI's taxonomy places the organism in Eukaryota, Metazoa, Chordata, Mammalia, Monotremata, Tachyglossidae. Gene Ontology annotation, cellular component: extracellular region. Bases 234 to 1109 code for a protein of 291 amino acids. Gene Ontology annotation, molecular function: serine-type endopeptidase inhibitor activity. Gene Ontology annotation, biological process: negative regulation of peptidase activity.
UAGGCAGAAGCAAACCCCGACUGAAGAAUCACAAAUUUUUUUACCUCUCUUCUCCCGGAUGAACGGGAUCAGACUGCAGUUUUCUUAAUUAUGACUCCUUGAAUUUUUUGUUCCCUUUGAUAAAACAGGGAAACCUCUUCAAGGUCUGCAAGAAAGAACUGAGCUGCCGGUUAGUUUGGAAACUUCAUAUCAUUUAUAUGAACCUUUGAUGAAGAUUUUCUUGAAAUUAUAAGAUGAAGAAAGGAAACUUGUUUGUGGCUUCCAUGUUCCUGUUCCAGAGCUGUGAGUCUUUGCUUUCAAUCGCUAGCUUUGAAAAUGGAGAGGAUCAUGGAGGCGAUACAGGCAUGGCUUUAUCCCCCUUGAAGAUGUCCCAUUCAAGCUGCGCUUUGAAGGCGGAUGGUGGGCCAUGCAGGGCAAUGCUCAGGAGAUAUUUCUUCAACAUUUCCUCGUGGAAGUGUGAAGAAUUUGAAUACGGAGGAUGCGGAGGCAAUGAGAACAGAUUUGUCAUGUUGGAAGAGUGCCAGAAGAAGUGCAUUUCAGAACAUUCAUUGAGGACAAAAGGACUGAAAGAAAAACCCGAAUUUUGCUAUUUGGAGGAAGAUGUUGGAAUUUGUCGAGGAUUAAUUUCCAGGUAUUUUUAUAACAAUCAAUCAAAACAGUGUGAAGAAUUCAAGUACGGUGGGUGCCUAGGAAAUGAAAACAACUUCGAAUCAUUGGAAGAAUGCAAGAGAACCUGUGAAGGUGGAUCGGAUUCAUUGCAAGUUGACGAAGAAGAAAUUCAGCCUGAUACAGUAGUUAAACCCAGUCAGUUACCAAGUUCCUUUGAAUUCGCCAGCCCUUCUUGGUGCAGGACUCCGGCUGAGAGAGGUUUGUGCCGGGCUAACGAGAAGAGAUUCUUCUAUAACGUGGCUAUCGGAAGGUGCCGUCCAUUUAACUACAGUGGAUGUGGUGGGAAUGAAAAUAAUUUCACCUCUAAAAAAGCGUGUCUCCGGAACUGUAAGAAAGGUUUUAAUAGAAAAGUAAAAGGUGGUUUAAUCAAAACCAAACGAAAGAGAAAGAAGCCGCCAGUGAAAAUAACGUAUGAAAAAAUCCUCAUCGGAAAGAUCUAAUUUAUAAAAGAAUAUGAAACACAAACUACCGCUUCAUUGAUGUUUGACAGUGACGUGUCCUUUUCACCCAGGGAUAGUCAUUUCUAAUAUUUUAAUUUUCUAGUAAUUUGGGGCAAACAUAGUGGUCUUUAUAAGGUUUUUAAAGUUUGAAAUAUCAUUUCUGUUAAACAUUUGUUACCCGUGCACAUUGUAACAGCAUCUUAAUUACAUUAAAAUAUUUCAUUUUCCCAUGACAGUCAAUGCACAAUUAUCCGGCACCUUUUGAUGCAUUGAGUUGAUUAUCCAGGUACUUUGUUCUUCGAUCUUCAUCCAACACACUAAUUGUUUUGAGUGGGUCAUUUCUCACGUGCCUCUCUAUCACCAAAUAGUCACGGGGGAGAAAGGAGACUCAACUCAAGUCUAUUUUUCUGUUUGAUGACGAUUUUUACAAAUAGCUAGUUGGGAAGGAAGUUGAAGCCAUAGUCAGAAAUGAAGUCUGCUAUCAUCUUUAGAUGUCACUUGGCCAUAUUCAUUUGGCCUUCCUAAGGUAACUCCCAAAAGUCAAAUGUUUUAGGCAUCGUAUUCUCUUCUACUGCCUCUCAGUAAGUUAGGAGGUGGAUGCUAAAGAUGUUGCAUAUCAAGUCUCGUCGUGGACAGACAG